GAGUUACUAGCUGGCGUUAGCUAACCUAAACACAAACACUUACACGCAGUAAUGGUACUUUAACCAGCCAUUAUGCUAUGCUAGCUCGAAAUUAGCAUGGACUGAAAUUAACCCUGUAUCCGAGUUGUUUUAAAUGCAUACCGUUUUAGUUUCCGCGUCUUUAUUAUCGCAGUUUGUCGUUUGCAGAACUAGCUAACAGUAAACAGUGACUUUACUUCCCGAGUUUGCUAGUCGGGAAUUGUUUGUGCGCCCACUUGUUGCUGCAGCCAUGCCGUCAGCUUCAGACAACAACCUGUUGAGAAGUGGACCAGGGUUUGUUCUGCUGGCGAAAACAUAGUGUGUCGCUAAGUAUUAAACGAGCGGACCGCAGAGUUUGUGUUUUAGGGCUCGACAGAUACCUUUAGUGUUGUUCAGUUUGGAAUUUGGGAGGGAGCUUUAUUAGAUAAAGUACCUCAUUCAUCAUAUCUCAUACCUCAUUCUUCAUCACACGCUCUCUGUCGAUCCCUGACAUUGUUUCUGUCUGUCUAAUUGGUUAACACCUAAUCGACCACACCACACACGGGUAUGAUGGUGUUGUGUAUCGGGUUUCGUCUAGCUUUGGGUGUUUUUGUGGUAUCCGAACUGUUGUCAUCAGACUUUGUACAACAGUAUGGAGCUCCUGCCACUCAGUUAUUCAGCAUGGACUGUUGUUAUUGUUGAGAUUUAACAGGUGCUGCUUUUUAAAAUCUAGAUUUGCCAUCCCUCUGUUUUCCUUUUUGUAUCUGAUAGUUUUAGUAGUUAAGAGUUAACACAUUCUUGCUGCUUAAUUGUUUUUUUUUUCUUGAUGGCAUAUUUCUAAAUAGCAGUGAAUGCUAAAAUCAGUGCUUUCUUGAGCAGUCCUUUCUCUGAUGGGAUCCGUGUAACAGCCUUUUGGAGUCAGACACAUUUUCUUGUUUACCCAUGGCUUAAUUUUAAAGCGAAGCUGUGGAAAUCAUUCUGGCCUCUGAAAGGUCUAUGUUACUGGUGAAACAUGCCCUUACCAUUUGGAUUAAAACUUAAGAGGACACGAAGAUACACUGUCUCCAGCAAGAGCUGCCUGGUCACACGCAUACAACUGCUUAAUGGCGAAUUCGUUGAGUUUACACUUUCUGUGGAGAGCACAGGCCAGGAAUGUUUGGAAGCAGUUGCUCAGAGACUCGAGUUACGAGAGAUAAUGUAUUUCAGUCUCUGGUACUUCAAUAAACAAAACCAGCAGCGAUGGAUUGAUUUAGAUAAGCCUCUGAAGAAACAACUUGACAAGUAUGGACAGGAACCCACUGUUUACUUUGGAGUAAUAUUCUAUGUGCCGACUGUUUCCCAGCUACAACAAGAGAUAACCAGAUACCAGUAUUACCUCCAGCUGAAGAAAGAUGUUCUGGAGGGCAGGAUUCCUUGCUCAAUUGAACAAGCCAUCCGGUUAGCUAGCUUGGCUGUACAAGCUGACUUUGGAGACUUCAACCGCUAUGACUCACAAGAAUUUCUUCAAAAAUUUGUUCUUUUCCCCAUGGAAUGGAUUGAAGAUGAGAGGGUUGUUGAAGAGGCCACCCAAAAGGUUGCCCUGCUUUAUCAAAGCUACCGAGGUAUGCCAGUACCAGAAGCAGAAUUGUUGUACAUGCAAGAAGUGGAGAAGAUGGAGGGCUAUGGUCAAGAAAGUUUUCAAGCAAAGGACAGCCAAGGUGCAGAUAUACUCAUUGGAUCCUGUCUGGAUGGGAUUUUUGUUAAGCACAAAAAUGGCAGAGCACCGCUUUUAUUCCGAUGGAAUGACAUUAACAACAUGACUCAUAACAAGUCCUUUUUUGCCCUGGAGCUGGCCAACAAAGAAGACACCAUUCAGUUUCAGACUGAGGACUUGGAGACUUCCAAAUACGUGUGCAGAAUGUGCCUGGCACGGCACAGAUUCUAUAAGAUUAACAAAAGUACUCUAGAGGAAUCUGAUGCUCCACCUUCUGAAAGCUCCCAGAAGUCAAUUCUCACUCUAUCAUUUCCACGCUUUCCAAUGCUCUCUCGUCCCUCUCUGCCUUCUAACAAGGGCCAAGCUGAACCAACGCCAGUGAACCCGGUUAGACGACGCUCCUCCACAAGAAUUUCAAUGCCCAAGCCUCAGACAUACACGAUGCCACCACCUCAGUUGCACUACAAUAGCCAUUACCGGGAGCCUUACAAAUCCUCACAAGACAAUCUUUACAUGAACAAUCACAACGGUUACUACUACCACUCUCAGACCAGUCUAGACCGCUCACCACAUGAGUACAAUGGAAGAAUCCGGAACGGCAGUGUGUACAGCGCCCACAGCACCAGCUCCCUCACCAACCCACAACACUACAUGCAGCCAUCACCGAUGUCCUCAAAUCCAAGCAUCACAGGCAGUGACAUCACACGACCUGACUAUGUGCCCUCUCAACGCCAUAGUGUCCUGAUCCCACCCUCAUACCGUGCCACACCCGACUACGAGAGCGUCAUGCGCCAGAAGAACCACAGUGCCAUGCCGGCCAUGCCUGAGCGUCACAGCCACUCUAUGAGGAACCUCAACAUUGGUAACUCGUAUGCCUACAGCCGACCUGAUCCACUUGUGUACAGCCAGCCUGAGAUCCGUGAGCACAGAGGAACAGCAGCUCAAUAUCACCUCCACUACAGCUUUCACAGCCCAUCACCAUACCCAUAUCCAGGCGAGAGGAGGCCAGUGGUGGGCGCUGUCAGCGUGCCUGAGCUCACUGAUGUGCAGCUGGCGCAGGCCCAUGCUUACCCGGCGCCCAACAUCAUGGGGGCUCAGGUGUAUCGACCACCUCCGCCUUACCCCUACAGCCGCCCACGGCCAGCCAACAGCACACCAGACCUGUCGCGUCACCUUCAUGCAAGCAGCAGCAGCCCCGACCUGAUCACACGCCGCGUACACCACUCAGUGCAGACUUUUCAGGAAGAUAGCCUGCCUGUGGCACACUCGCUACAAGAAAUGAGUGAGCCGCUCAUCCCCACCGCCACACGACGCCCUUACACACACAAGCGCAACUCUAUAGAGCUUGCUGGCCUGACGUAUGGUCUGGAAAGCAUGAGGCUGAAGGACAGGACUGUUUCCGUUUCUGCCUCUGAGACACCGUCCAAGCUCGCUCCACCUGUUGCUCUCCCUGCCUCUGCCUCUACCUCUGAGCUUGACGUCUUCCAGGAGAGAAUUGAGGCUGAGGACAUGGUUCUGAAAGAGGAUGUGCACUACGGGCACAAAAAAUCACUAUCUGAUGCCACCAUGCUGGUUCACAGUAGUGGAGAGGAAGAGGAGUUUGAGGAUGACAGCGGUCGACACACACCCCAGUCUCAGGAUGCCGUAGCAGCUCCCAAGGAACAUAUCAAUGUUAUGGAAAUCCCUCUAAUGGAGACACCUCUGCCUGCCUAUCCAUUCAGCCCCAGUUUGGAUCAGGUUAUCCCCAACCCUCUGGGAUUUCAACCCCAGCCUCGUAUCCGUGAGCAGGAUGAGACAGGAUCUCUGUACCCAUAUAGCGAGGCAGAUGCCAUCAUGCCUUCAGUUUCAGAGGGAGAUCUGAGCAGCCAAAGUCGAUGGAAGCCUAAAAGAGAGAUAAUCAAAAAAAGACCUGUGUCAGAUGUGCCCUCAGCACGAAGAAACAUUGAUGGCCUUCCACCACCUGGCAUGAAGAAAAGCAUUCGUUCAGAGAUGAAGAAGACGGGUCCGCUGAAGCUGGCGACUCUCAAUGGCUUGACACUUGCCCGAAUGCCCAUACCUGAUGAGGGCAAAGACGAGCAUGGGAAAGCCUCUAAUGACGACAGGUGUAAGCUACUGGAGCAACAGCUGGAGCAGGGCCUGGUGUUUACAGAAUAUGAGCAAAUACCAAAGAAAUGGCCCAGCAGUGAGUGCAGCAUUGCUCAGCUGCCCGAGAAUGCAGAGCGAAAUCGCUUUCUGGAUGUGCUGCCUUACGAUGACACACGGGUAGAGCUUGUGCCCACUAAAGAGAACAACACAGGAUAUAUCAAUGCCUCGCAUAUCAAAUUUACAAUAGGGGGAGAGGAGUGGAAUUAUAUUUCAGCUCAGGCUCCCCUCCCUAACACAUGUCAAGACUUCUGGCAAAUGGUUUGGGAACAAGGGGUUGCCAUUAUUGCAAUGGUUACUGCUGAAGAGGAGGGAGGACGAGAAAAGAGCUUUCGUUACUGGCCCCGUCUGGGGUCCCGCCACAACACUGUUACAUACGGGCGCUUUAAGAUCACCACGCGUUUUCGCACAGAUUCAGGUUGCUAUGCAACCACAGGCCUGAAGAUUAAACACCUACUGACAGGCCAGGAGCGUACUAUCUGGCACCUGCAAUACACAGACUGGCCUGAUCACAGCUGUCCUGAAGAUUUUAAAGGUUUUCUGGCAUAUCUGGAGGAGAUUCAGUCUGUGAGGCGGCACACCAACAGCACCAGCGAUCCAAAGAACACAAACCCGCCCGUGCUUGUGCACUGCAGUGCAGGGGUGGGGCGCAGUGGUGUGGUCAUUCUCACUGAGAUCAUGGUCGCCUGUCUGGAACAUAAUGAGAUGCUGGACGUCCCUACUGUUCUGAGCCAGCUGCGACAGCAACGCAUGAUGAUGGUGCACACGGUUUCCCAAUACACCUUCAUUUACAAAGUUCUAAUACAGUUUCUUAAAAACUCCAGACUUAUAUAAGCUCACAUUGUUGGCUAUGCUGCCACACGCCUGGACAAUGUUGUUGUCAUAACUGGAACAGAUCAUUAGGCCUCACAGGAUUUUGCAGAGUGUGAAAGGGCAGUGUGCUGAUGGGUGACUGAGAUGUACUGCAGUCGCCUUUCUUCCACUCCAUGAGCACUUUCUCUGAGUAUUAGUGAAGGAGCUAGAGCAGGUGUGAAGGAUGCUGCAAACCAGCAUAUACAUUCUCAUUAAUCAGUAUUAUUCAGAUAUUUCACUGUGCAGUUUUACACUAUACGAUUGCUACUAAUGAAUCUCAGCACUUUUAUUUUACUACAUUGAGCAAAUGACACUAAUGCUGCAUCUUUAUUGUUAAAUAUACAACAAUAUUGAUUGCUUUUUUAAUGGUUUCUUUUUUCUUAAUUUCUAUCUUGGUUGAUAGUUGAAGGUUUACUGAGUUGAAAUUAAAAUUAUGGUCCCAGUGUUUAAAGUGUGCAAGUUUAAGGGUGAAAAUGAAGGAUUCUUCUGUGUAUUAUAGGAUGACUACAUUUGUCAUCUUAAAAUCUUAAAAUUUGAAUAUGUACUCAAAAUGAAAGCUGAUAACUACAGCUAAAUGGCUCUGCACUCUCUCUUGAGGUUUGCAUUUAUGUAUGCAAUCCUUCACAAAUAAUGAAGUAAUGUGUUUUGCUAAAGCAUUAAGUGCAUCAUAGGUAAGGUUACAGCCAAAGAGAGGUUAAGAGGUUUAUAUGUGUGUGUAUAUAUAUUGAUUGCAUAAACGAGUAUUAUAAAAUAAUUUAAAAUGUUCCAUAUCCCCUGUGUGUCAGAAAGGAUUUAUUAUAACCAAGACUCAGUUUUUUUUUCCUAAUACAGCUAUUUCAGCAGGAUUCUAAAACGAACAACCAAAGAGGUGUCAGACAUGAUUUUUGGGUUCUAUGAAGAUUAGCAAAACUUUUGUUUUUAUUUGCUGUUUAUAGCUUAGUUCCUUAGCCAAAUGACAAAUGAUAAUCUACCAAAGAAGAUGCAUUUUCCAGCUGAGAUUGUUACCAAUGUUUUUAAAUAAUGUAGAACAUUUUAAACUCUGAUAGAACUAAACAACUGACAGAGUAUAAUGAAACUGAAGUAAUGUGCCAUGUUAGUUUAAUCCAUGUGUGCACAUACAAUAGAAGCUUUUCAGUUCUUGCCAAGCCUGGAGAUCAGCUGUGAUGUAAGCGAUUGCAGCCUGUUCAUCUAUUACCUACAUUUCUCCACAAAACUGAUAAGUGUUUAAGGCACGAAUCAUAACUUCAUUGUCUACAAUUUGAGCUGAGGCAAGGACUUUGCCUGGAUCUACUGUUGAAUCAGGAAUUACAAGCAUUAACAGCACUUUACUGUAAAGAACAUCACUAUGUAGACUCCAGUUCAGUAUCAUUACCUUUAUGUUUGUGCUGUUUUCAUACAUUGUUUAAAGUAUGAAUGCUGCUACUGAAUUCAGCUAUUCAUGCAUCGAACCGGAUUGACUUUGGACCACUAGUGCAUGCAAGUUAAAUUAAUCGUAAUAAUUCAUCCAAAACAUUUUAGUUUGUCUAUUUGGCUAACUGUCUCCACUGACUGCAGACUACAUUUGUUUUGUACAUGUAGUACAUGACUCAGAGUUGUGCCAACUUAUCUCGAUUAUUUUGUCCAAACAAUUAUUGCAAAAUUUAAACGUUUCAUAACACAGAUUACUGUUGUGAAGCCCAUAUGAAGUCACAGGGAGACUUGGAUUUAGAUUAGAAUUAGCUUUAGAGUGAAGGCAAUGAGAAUUCCUAUUUCUGUUGAAAUAGGUAGUUUUCCACAAAUUAGGUUUAGACACUUUCUAAGUCUUUUCUUACUUAGAAAUCAAAUGCAAUGGGAAGAAUUUUUUAUGUUGACGUAACAGUGAUUGCAGUCUUGAAAAUUUCGAUGUAGAAACAACUUGAUAUAUUUAAGUUCAUCAGCACUGCAAAGAAAUCAUUUUGACUCUUCAACAUAUUACCUCAAACAAAUGGUUUAUUAUUGUUUAUAAGAGGGCUUGUAGUAUUCAAUAGCAUUCGGAGUUCCUGGAAAUCCAGAAACGGUGCUAAGAUCCAAAAACUUCAGGGUGAAAUGCAGUCAAUGUCCAAGCAAUUCUGACAGAACUAUUUUUGCUAUUUCUAUCAUUACACAGAUGUAUUCACAUACGAAUGGGCUACUCUUUGAAUGUGCCAUGUGUUUGCAAUCUCAGUUACUGUGCUUUGUUUCUAAAAGGGCAGAUCAUUUUUCAUUUGUCGAAGAGAGCUAAGCUUCACCUUUAAAUCAGUUCAUCGUCAUAAGUCAAACCAGUUUUAUCCCCAAAAUGCUGUAAUUCUGUACCACUUGUUUUGCAUGUCUGUUAAGCAUAAGGGUGGGCUAUGUCCUUUUUAUAUAGACUCAACCUAACUUUAUUUGGUGUGUGGAUGAAAGCAUGGAUGUAGAAUGACUCGAUUGCAAAGUAAUUGGAGGAUAUGCCAUGUCUACACCAUUACCAUUUAUUUCAUAUGGUUACUUAUGGGUCAUUCUUUUGCACAUCGAUACUCAAUAUGCCCAGUUCUGCCCAGACUCUUAAGACAUGUAUAAAUGUUAAAGAGUAUUUGAAUUUAAAUGGAAGUGCAGGUUGCCCACAAAUAUGUGCUUUGUUUACAAAUGUAAAAUCUUCCAAGCUGGAUUCAUGAGUUAGUAUUUACAGUGCCUAUGUCUCCCACUUAUAUUCCUAUAAUACAAUGUUACAGAGAUUGAAGAAAUAUUAUGAACAAAAGUUAACACUGACUGCUAUUGUUAGUGCUGUUUUGUUUUAAUAUAUGUAAAGAAAUAUCAUACACUGUUUAUAUUGUUAAUUCUAGUCAUAUCAAACAUUAAUGGUAAUUUCUUUGCAUUAGCAAUGCCUUUGUCCUACUGUCUGUGUGUCUGUUUUGUCUCAUGGAUUGAGGAUGUAUCCUAUAAAACAUCAGAAUUCAUAUCCCACUGUAAAUUACUUGUCCAGAGAAAAGCUUUCAUUCAGCAAAUAAAUAUUUUAAAUAAA
Pangasianodon hypophthalmus (striped catfish) is the source of this 7679-nucleotide messenger RNA. RefSeq names its product protein tyrosine phosphatase non-receptor type 21 (gene ptpn21). The coding region runs from base 1010 to 4666 and encodes 1218 amino acids. Gene Ontology annotation, biological process: protein dephosphorylation. The transcript is spliced from 20 exons. The record is from RefSeq and is a predicted model, not a curated record. Gene Ontology annotation, molecular function: protein tyrosine phosphatase activity. Gene Ontology annotation, cellular component: cytoskeleton. NCBI's taxonomy places the organism in Eukaryota, Metazoa, Chordata, Actinopteri, Siluriformes, Pangasiidae.